Molecule: messenger RNA, 1047 nt
Organism: Colletes gigas
Lineage: Eukaryota; Metazoa; Arthropoda; Insecta; Hymenoptera; Colletidae
Product: piggyBac transposable element-derived protein 4-like
Exons: 1
Coding region: 1-1047 (348 amino acids)
Source: RefSeq, a predicted model, not a curated record
AUGCUUGUCAAACAUGCAAAUACUGUAUUUCAGCGACAUUAUGUACCAAAUCAACAAUUAUCUAUCGACGAGUCGUUAGUUGGUACUCACUGUCAUUCUGCCAUAAAACAAUACAUCCCAAACAAAAAACACCAUAAAUGGGGGAUCAAAUUUUGGAUGUUGUGCGACUCGAUUUCUAAAUAUUGCUUGGGUUUUUUUUGCUACAAAGGAGCUAAAAAUACAGAUGACAGAGAUUUAGUACAAAAAUAUGGUCUUGGAUUUACGGUUGCGCAAAAAUUGCUUUCAAUUGGAAAUUAUCUGCACAAAGGCUAUCAUCUGUUUACAGAUAAUUUUUACACAAGCUUACGUUUGGCCAAAGCCCUUUUGAAACAAAAUACAUAUCUAACUGGAACAAUUAGACGUAACAGAAAAGAGAUCCCUCCAGAAGCUAAGAAAGCAAUCGUAGGAGAAGCGAAAUACAUGGCACAUGAAAAUGUAUUGAUGUGCUCUUUCAGGGACAAAAAGUCCAAACCAAACCCAGUCAUAUUGAUUUCAUCCAACUCGGAUACUAAUAGUCUGACGAUCAAGAAAAAGAAAGGGAAUUUUGAAUACGAAAAGACGAAACCAAGCAUGAUUGAUGACUACAACAAAUACAUGGGAGGUGUAGACGAGUGCGACAAAAUGUUAUACGCGUAUUUAGACGAGCGAAGAACCCUAAAAUAUUGGAAAAAAGUAGUAUUCAACAUGUUUGGAAGAAUGGUGCUGAACUCUUAUAUUUUGUAUGUUUCCAACACUACCGAAAAAAAAAAAAUGAACCGGCUCAAAUUCACAUCGAAAAUUAUUGACGAUAUCGAAAAGGAGUGGAUGAAUCAUAAAAAUAGCGUGUCAACACAACCAUCUUCAUCAACCAAAAAAUUUGCGCUUGAAAAAUUACCGGGACGUAACUUACGACAAUGUGCGGUGUGUAGCAACAGAAGGAGCGGGAUCAGGCGAUCCCGCCUUAUUUGCGCUUGUUGUAAAAAAGGCCUUCACGCUAAUUGUGCGGCAAAACAUAGUUGUUAUACAUAA